UGGAGAAUUCCGAGGCACGUCUUUCCGUCAGCUUCGAGCGAUGAGAGAUGCAGUCCUGGACAGUGAAAGCCCAUAUGAAUAGGGAGGCACGAAAAUCAUUACCAAGCCGGGGUUUAGAUAUACUGGCAGGCAGCAUACGCAACAUUAUAGUGAUGGAGCGCAUUUCUUCCUUGGUGCGUGGUUCUUCGUUGUUAUCGUGCUCCCUCCUUUGGUCCUCUUUGGUGCUACAUAAAUUAUUCCAGUUUUGUUGACGAGACUUUUCAUCUUGAGUAGAUUAUGUCACAUUCUCACCUGUCACGAUACUGGUUUAAAACCACCUUCAAAUAGAAACACAUCUCUUCUAGAGACAUAUACUGUACUCCAUACUGGUGCACUACGCAGAGCUGCGGGUUUGAUUAAAAAAGGGUGUUUUCAAUUUUGGAAGAUUAUUUAAUUACUCUGCCAUUAGAUUAAUUAUUUUGCCACCAGUACAGCAGAUGUAAUUUGUGACUCGACCAUGACUUUUAAUACCUC
This is a messenger RNA of Marchantia polymorpha subsp. ruderalis, 513 nucleotides long. NCBI's taxonomy places the organism in Eukaryota, Viridiplantae, Streptophyta, Marchantiopsida, Marchantiales, Marchantiaceae. The record is from the annotation of a GenBank genome assembly.